Molecule: messenger RNA, 444 nt
Organism: Candida tropicalis MYA-3404
Lineage: Eukaryota; Fungi; Ascomycota; Pichiomycetes; Serinales; Debaryomycetaceae
Gene: UBC4
Product: E2 ubiquitin-conjugating protein
Exons: 2
Coding region: 1-444 (147 amino acids)
Biological process (GO): ubiquitin-dependent protein catabolic process; protein polyubiquitination
Cellular component (GO): nucleus
Molecular function (GO): ubiquitin conjugating enzyme activity
Source: RefSeq, a predicted model, not a curated record
AUGUCUUUAAAACGUAUUAAUAAAGAAUUAUCUGACUUAGGAAGAGAUCCACCAUCAUCAUGUUCCGCUGGUCCAGUCGGUGACGAUUUAUAUCAUUGGCAAGCAUCUAUCAUGGGUCCUCCAGAUUCUCCAUACGCCGGUGGUGUGUUUUUCUUGAGCAUCCACUUCCCAACAGAUUACCCAUUCAAACCACCUAAGAUUGCCUUUACAACCAAAAUCUAUCACCCAAAUAUCAACAGUAAUGGUAACAUCUGUUUAGAUAUCUUAAAAGAUCAAUGGUCUCCUGCAUUAACUAUUUCAAAGGUCUUAUUAUCCAUUUGUUCCUUAUUAACAGACGCUAAUCCUGAUGAUCCAUUGGUUCCAGAAAUCGCCCACAUUUACAAACAAGAUAGAAAGAAAUAUGAAGCUACUGCCAAAGAAUGGACUAAGAAAUAUGCUGUUUGA